AGUGCGCCGUCUAGUCGAUGGCGCAGUCUCCGCGACGUUGAUUCGCUCGUUGGGAAGGCCUCCAGCGCGAGAUUCGCCAUUUUAUGUGUUUGGCACUGUCACGGGACGGUGACACGGGUGCGUGCGUGCGUGCGUGCGUCGUGCGGUGCGGUGCGGUGCGUCGAGGCACACAGGGCUAAGAGCGCGUCCGCGUCCGUCCGUUCAUUCGUUCGUUCGUCCGUUCGUCCGUUCGUACGUACAUACGUACGUUCGUUCGGUGCUGGCUCGAGUGCGGUAAGAGCGCGUCGCAACAUGUUGCCCGAACGACAGCCCGGCCCGGACGCGUACAAGUAACGGCGGCGGCGGCCAUCGGCCAUCGGCGAAGCGCUCGAUCCGAGCGGGGUGUCGUUCGCGAGUGCGGGGCCACACGACACGACGCGGCCCAUCGAAAUGGUGUAGUGUAGCGCGCGCGCGAGGCGGGCCCCUGCGUGAGCGUGAGAGAAAGAGUGUGUUUUCGUCGUCGUCGUCGUCGUCUUCGCCAUCGUCCUCCUCCUCGGGAGUGGAGCUGCACCUGCGGAUCAUCGCACGUGUGUGAUUAUCGGCAACUUCAGUUCAGUCAAUCUCGACAAUCGUGCCGACGAUCACUGUGUCAUCGCUGUCGCCAUCAUCGCCGUCGCCGUCGUCGGUGGACGUCGCGAGGCGCCCGACGUCGUCGGGACCACGGACCCCACCGAUUACCCUGGAUUACUCGCGAGACGCUACCUGGCCCUCAGUUACGAUGACUACGGUGCGCACCAUACCCUCGGACAAGAUAAAUCUACGCCUCAUCCUCGUCAGUGGCAAGACAAAAGAGUUCCUAUUCAGUCCGAGCGAUUCCGCGGGCGAUAUAGCGCACCAUGUGUUUGAAAAUUGGCCGGAAGACUGGGUUGAGGAGGCGGUCGCCAAGGCGGAGAUCCUGCGGCUAAUCUACCAGGGUCGUUUCCUGCACAGCAAUGUCACACUCGGUGCUCUUGGGCUUCCCUUCGGAAAAACCACGGUGAUGCAUCUGGUGCCGCGGGAGAAUCUUCCGGAGCCUAAUUCCCAAGAUCAGAGGCAAAAGAGUAAAGGCGGUGGUAGUAGUUGCUGCUCGGCUUCCUGCUGCAUACUCUAAGUCGCCCACCCUCCUACCCCGGUGGCCGUCGGUGUCGACUGGUGCUGGUGGAUUUCUCGCGGAUGAGCGUGCGGCAUGGGCGAGCGCGGGCUCACCCGAGUGCUGAGCCAUGGUUUCUAAGAUUUCAUGCUGAUGUAUGAUCGUUAGUGGCUGAGCUCGUGAGCAGUGUAGCACGAGAGAAACGGAUCAUCGACGGGGAAGGAGAGAAAAGAACGAAAAGAGAGUAACGGUGCCGCUGAACGUCGAGGAGGCUACAACGGUGCGUUUCCAGAGUGCGGACAAGGCGUCGUCAUCGUCAUCGUUGCUGCAUCGUUCGGGGAUUUCGCUUCGAUCGACAUGCAGCAGCGUGCGCGUACGGCACGCGCACGCGAAGAGAAUCCGCUCCGGGAAGGAAAGCGGACACGCGCGCUUCGUGACUACGUGCCGAAUCGCCAGUACGAUGGUCAGUUCGCCGAGAGGUCGAGUUGCGCCGAUAGCGAUGGUUGACUAACUCCGACUAACGACGUUACUUGGGACGUUACAGCCCUCGUUGUGAUGUACAGACGGACGUGAAAAGGAUUUGAUUAGCCGUUAAUCUCGUUAACUGCUUUAACCAGGAAUUUUGGUUUACGCUAUACCCUGCCCCUUCUCGAGUUCACGAUAUAUAAUUUCAGCGUCGAGAAAGUAAAGAGAGAGAGAGUGAGAGAGAAAGAGAGAGAGAGAGAGAGCAAGAAAGAGGAGCAUGAUCGUUCGUAGCGUUAGUUAAUUGACUUAACUGAAUUUCGGUUAACUAGAGUUAAUGUAAUAAAUCUAAUUAACCGCGCGCUGGUUAACUAAUUUUUAAUAUAGUAAUUUACAUUACUAUAGCGUGCGUAGGUGGGAUAACCGUAAGCGUAGUUAGCAGUCUUAAUUAAAUUUUCAUUAGUGAUACCGCGUUCUUCUCUCAGAUUACGGCUGUACGGUCGUAAUAUCGAGGGAGAGAGACAGAUUUAAUUAACCGUAGAUUCUUUAGUUAACACCUUUACCACCAGUUAACUUUCGAUCGCGCGAGCGAUCUCCCGCCCUCGAUUCAACUUUUAAAUCAACCCGAUUCGAUUCUCUGUCUAUUUCCAGAAGCGUUUCACAAGAAUUUCAGAGAGAGAGAGAGAGAGUUGAACGUCAGUUAGUUUUAACUAUCCGUUCGGUUAAUCACAAUUAGCACCAUUCGGUGUCGGUGCAACCAGCCUCGAUCGGAGAUCGAGGAAAACGGUCGGAAAAAGCGAACAAUCACGCGCUCGCUGCGGACGUUCGUGAUCUCGUUUCAUUCGUUCGUUCGUUCGGCAUAGAAUCGCGCGUGCAAAAGACGAGUGGAAUUUCCAGGGUGGUGAUAUACCGGGUGGCAAUGGGCCACGUUGGUUCGAAGCGUGGACUACCCUGGAACGGCGCUACAAUGCUUAAAAACUCAACCACUAUCCCAAUACCGCAGCAUUAUAAUAAUUAUGUAGACGGAAUCGUGUGCGUGUAUGCAUAAAGUGUGGCUGCGUAUUGCGUCAGAGCGAGAGAGAGAGAGAGAGAAUGAAUGGAAGAGCGCGAGAGAGAAUAAAGUUUAUGUUGUGAUACGCAAGUAGCGAAUACAUGCGCAUGCGAGUGUAUGUAUAUACAUCGUGUUAUUUUUAUGUAUAGACAUACCCGACGUGCGUGCAUGUACGUACGUAUAUAUAUAUACAGGGUGUUUCUGGCCAAGUGGGCUUUCCGGGCGGCGAUACCGCGUUCAGCGGUCAACAGAGAAAGGAGAUCGUGUGCACGGGAAGAAUCAACCAAGUGACGACGACGACGAGCGUGUUUGAGCGAGAGGCAGACCAGUCAUUUUACGAUAAGUUUUAGCCGACAUGAUAAGGAAUAUAAAACGUGUUAAGACUGAUACGAAUACGGUGUCCGCUGGACUCGCGAUAUUUUCUUAAGUCAUUCCGUAUCGACCGCGUCACGCGGUACUUACCGUUGAACGGAAGCGCGGUUGGCCAGGGACUCCCUGCGUAUACAGGAUGUUGAGAGAGAGGAGAGCGCGCGCGAAGACGACGCGCCGUCGUACUCUUCGGGGAUUUCAUAGGUGGGUCUUUCCCCGGGAGGUCGAUUCGAAUCGGUCUUCGCGUCUCCAAUUGAGAAUUCUAUUAACACGCUAUAAAUUUCUUAGAACGGGUCUAUAGAUAUAAAUCGAAUUAAAUUUUCAAAAUGAUCUCGAGCGAGUGUUCUUAUAGAUGGAUUUUUACCGUUCGCGAUUUAUUGUCCAGCUAUGAUUAUUCUCGUCUGCUUGCACUCUCCAAGAGAACCGCACUCGUUAAAGAUUCGUCAGAAAUAGAUCGAAGAGCGCUCUUACCUUGGCGAGCAAUUCGGUCCAGGUGGAAUUGAGAUCAAACGAAGAAUACGUUCGCGCGCGUUUCUUUCGCGCUCUCCUCUCUGGGCAACCUGCAUAUUAUACUAUUACUAUUAUCAAAGUCGCGCGUGCAUUUCGGCGGUACGGCGUGCACGCGCGACGGUAUGGGACACGUUGACGCGCAAGUUAAGCUCUCAUACGAAUAUAUAAAUAUAUAGACGACUUUAUUAUCAUGAAUUUAAAAAAAAGAAGUAAUAUUAUAUAUGACGCCACUUUGAGAGUUUAGUAUUCUGGAGUAUAAGAUUAUGGAGAAGAGAGAGUAAGCGAGAGAGAGAGAGCGAGAGAGAGAGAGAGAAAGCGAGAACGAGAGCGAGAAAGAGAGAAGACAUUGGAUCUCUAAUGAGUAGUUAUGAUUAAAUGAAAACUCAGAUAUAUUUCCUGUUAUAUAUAUAAUUCCUUCUUUCUGCCCCGUCGAUCCCCAAUCUAUCCCGUCUCCCCUUUCCUUCCCGUAUUAUUCUAUCUUCUCGUAUCUCCCCCGCCCCUCCUCACUACUUCGUAUACCCGUCCAUGCGAAUCUGUCGGGCCUAGAACGUCGCUCUCGUUAGACCCAGGAAUAAUUCCACGCUACGGAUUUACGUGCCCGUUUUCGAGUAUCGAUCGUAGUUAGAUCCAAUCAAACCGUUACGACAAAUACGUUGUAGACGAUUCUCCACACAUGUGACCGACUACACAUACUGACACAUACAGGGCCGCGCGUGCACAGGCACGUAACGCUCUGACACAUACACACGCACACAAAAUCUUGUACUCUACCGUAAUCGUACUACUAUAACUCUUACGAAAUGCAUAAUCCUGUGUAUAUAUAUAAUGCAAUGUUCUUACUGUAGUUAAAUCCACGAGUGGAGAAAAUGAGGAAGAGGAUAAGCCAGAAAUUUGUGCGAUCAAAAAGUUAAAAGGCAAAAAAAAGCGCAAGCGCAAGCUACGUUUAAUUUAUUUCUUGUAAUACACGAACACACACGUAUACUCGCGAAGCGACCAUGUUUGUAUAUUCCGAGAUCGUUAUUAGUACCUGCCUGACUCAUAAACCUGUGCCAUACCGGAAUUCUUUUAUCUCUUGCGCCCUCCUCCCUCGCUUUCCCUUCAUCUUAUCCUCCUCUCCUAAUCCUGCUCCUUCCCGAUCUCCCCUUGCUGCAAUCGGCUUAUAAAUAACGUGCAGAGUUACUUUGUAUUUCUUUGCAAACGCCCGAGAUACGAUCGAGGAGCGAUCGAAAUUGCGAUUCGAGAAGUGGCGAUUGAAAUUCAGCGACGGCACCAGCGCAAACCAUUGAUAGAUAGCGAAAAGUGUGUGGAUGCUCUGUCGACCGUAACAUAUCAAUACCGAGUGCGAAUUGCGACGACGGGGUCCAGAUUAGAAAUCGGCUAAUCCCGUUGUCCCUUUCUACGGAUUACAGUCCGACCAAUAAUUCGAGUGCAGGAGGAAAAUUCAACCGAGACCGGGAUUAGCGCUGAUCGAUGUCGCCGCAAUUAAGCCUAAAUGUUGCUCGUUGUCACUGAUGCUGGUAUAGUAUCAAUCAAAAUGAUUGAAUCGACUGUUGCUGAGAAAGAACAUGGGUCGAUUGUCUGAUGCAAACGAAUCGGGGAAAGCUCACUGAAUCUGUACAGCAUACAUUAGUGCUAAAAUAUUCAAACUGUGCUGUUACAAAUUUAAUAAUUUCUCAAACAGUACGAAGGAUUUAAUAAUGAAUGAAAAUUGUGUUUUUACUUUUAGAAGAAUCUUUUUGUUUUUGCAAAUGCAUGCUUAUUUGCAACAGUCGAUUCUUUUUAAAACUUGUAUGGUAAGGUAUCUGGCAAGUGAAAACGGUAAUAGAAAAGUAACAACAUUUGUAGACAAAGUAGCCGCGCGAGCGCGAAUACGCUUCUGCCUCCUCAAAUCUGGAUGUUAUUUAUUUAUAAAAACUAUCGAUCCUACAUAUAUAUAUAUUAUAGUAGAGCGAGCGACGGCUAUAUUUUUAAACAAGUCACUAUUUCUCUUGAAAUUUUGCUGGCAAAUAUCAAGUUGAGAAAUCAGACACAUUUUUAUUUAUUAACAUUUCGCUCCAGAUAAAAUGAACGCAUACUUUUCGUCGUGAUUUAUAUUAAAACACAAGUUCGACAAAUGUUGAUAGAUUUUAUCAAGGACCUCCCGGAGUCUUGGUCACCAUUGUUGUCUAGCGUUAGCGGUUUUAUCCUUUACGCGCUACACUCCUCCCCCCCCCCCGAAACGAAGGACAAUUUCACUGUAAUCGCGGCAGGAUAAUGUUAUCCCUAUCUGUUUCCAUCAUUCAUAUCGCGAAACGAUCCUAUGAUGAAGGUUCGAUGACGAACACAUUGUAUAUAAUUGUGGGUUUAUGGGAAUGGCUUGCACGAUGCACUCAUUACAACUUACUCAUCGUUCUUUAUUACGUUCGCCCUAGCGAUGUCAUCGGUUGUCUUAGGAGAGUAUCCGCAUAUAUAUAUAGAGCGUUACCUUGAUAUAAGCGAAUACCUUAAAGAAUGUCAUUACUUUUCGUCCCCAUCCCACCACCCCUCACGAUUCGUAUUUUUAUUGUAAGAUCGUAAGAUGUAGAUUAUCUAUAAAAUGCUGUUUAUAUAGGGAAACAAAUUGUUUAGUUCGUAAGACUUUAAGAUUUUGCGAGAGAGAGAGAGAGAGAGAGAGAAUGAACGAAAGAGUGAGAGCGAGAGAAAGAAAGAGCAAAAAGCUACACAUCACACCCGGUACGUUGUGGGCUUGCGGGAGGGAUGCGCGGAGAAUGAAGAAGACUCUAUUAGUCCUACCGUGAAUGUACUAUUAAAAAAAAACCAGAUGUAAUGAAGAGUUAAAAAGUAUUCUUAAAGAUCAGUUGCAUUGUAUUCAUUUCACGUGCAAUUAAGCUGAGAUUGCAAAUAGGCCGCCGUUUUACGUCGUAUUCACAACCAUACAUACACGUACACACACGCACACAUACACGAUGUCUCUGUAGGAAAGAGAGAGGGAGAGAAUGACAGAAAAAAAAGAGAAAGAGAGACCGCUCUCUCUCUCUCUCUCUCUCUCUCCCUCCCUCCCUCCCUCUCUUUCCGCUUGGACUUUCCAUUGCAUUUACCAGUUUACGGUGAAAUUGAUUUUGAAUCAUUGUUACGACAUAAAGGCUCUGUAAUAAAUUUACCUUGUAACUCUUUCCACUGUGCAAUGUCACUUUCAGACGUUGGGCGGGAGGAGAAGGAGAAGGAGGAGAGGACCGACAGAACCGCAAUUAGUUUCGAAAGAGGCACGACGAUUGAAGAUUCUCCUUUAAUAAUCGAAAUUCAGACUGUUCGCCCGACAGAGUCCGGAAAGCAAAACGUGAAACGGACGUGCAACAUGAUGAAGAGUAACAAUACUUUUCGUAUAAAAACAAUUUAAAGUAUUAAAGUAAGAUGAAACAAUGCGUCACGUGGUCGUUGAUUGAAGAAUACAUAUAUGUAUAUAUAUACUGUUCCAUAGCGGAGUAUCUUAUGAAUAUGAUCUCAAAUAAGUGACAAUUUUAUCACAUACUUUUGAAGUUGAAUAAACAGUCAAUCGAGCCGCUGCACUGUGAUAACGGUGAACAAAGGAUAAAGAACUGAUGUACGAUAUGCGGUCGCUUCUCUUUUUGUUUGAUUGAACGAAAAAUGUGGAAAGUCUACGAAUAAAAGAAACAAUUGGUAUUCUUAAUACGCUCGCGUAAUUUAUAAAGCUAAUGUACUUCUUUGUGUGUCAUAUCAAAAUUGUAGCUCGUAAGGAUGAAUUUUUCAGCUGAAAUUCCGUUGACACCAUUCGUUUCUUCAGCGAGCAAAUUCCUCACUGUUAUAAAAGCAGAAGAAACAACGAUGCGACGAAUCGAUCUAUAAGCAACUAAAAUUCUAUUUUAUUUACAGACGUAAUCGGCAUUUGCAUAAAAAAUGAUCCUCUUUUCUCAAGUCCGGUUUACUUUCGAGAAAUGCACGAACCGCACUGCGAUCUGCGAUUUCUUAUCAGCCAACGUUACCUUUGCGUUACAAAGACUAAUCGAUAUUCGUAACCCGGUUAUCGCGAUACUUUCUAUCUCGUCGGGCGAAGAGAUUAAAUUAAUUGGUCAUCUUUCAUAAAGUUUAUCAUACGGCAUCAACGACGGUGAGCAAAGGGAGAGAGGGAGAGGGAGAAGGAGAGAAGACCAAACUCGAAAUAAGAACUUGAGAAAUAUCAAAUUCCGCUUGCAAACACAGGCAGACUUAUAUCAAACGUACAGCGUACAAGUGCCGCAUGACACCGCAUUGUAGAUUGUAUACGGGAUGUGUGGUAAUAGACGCGUAUUACGAUCGACGUGAUACAAAGUGGUCCUUGUGGAAAACUGGAAUAAUUGGAGCUUUCAUUGAAAUUCAUCUACUUGAACUCUCGAAGCAGCGGAAUUUAUUUUUUUUUUUAUUAAACUGCACCGAGAUACCUUUAUUACCCGCUACCAAUUUAGACACUGUAUUUAGAUCAGAUUAUUUUUAUCGAGAUCCAACGGUUUAAUACCCAAUACCGCAAAUACUGUGUACACUUAUUAUCAAACAUCCGGUAUAUUAAAAUCUCGCUACUAAUCAUUAGUCAUAAAAGCGACGUAAUCGCGCCACGUUCGUGCAAUAUAUCAGCGAGCAGUGAAUUUCCAGCUUAGACGCGACUCAUGUAACAGUUAUAUCGUCUAACAAUUGUGCUCCAUUAUAUAACGAGAAUCCCACACAUUUUUGAGCUGUAGGAAGAGGACUGUGAAAUCUCGCCAAUCGCUAUACAUUUUGGAUACACGAUAUCCUCUGCCUACGAACGGAUCCGCUUUUAUUUUUUUUUUUCUUCUCUCACUGGUAGUCUGUAGACCUUAUAAUGAUUAAGAAACGCGAGGUACAAAGGAACCAGUGACGGUAUUUAAUUUAAAGAUCACGAGCCAAACAAACGGAAACAGGAACUUUAUAACACACGUGCGACACGCCGGCCGCAUCGAGAAUGUAUAAUCGACAUUCAUUGUGUAACUAUAACGUAAACGUUAAAGAAACACCAGCCAGAAUUCACGCAAUAUGUCCCUACUGAAUGUUCACGUACGAAGAUCGAAAGAAAUGUAUAAAGCUAUGUAGUAUUAUAAAGAAUUACGAGUAUGUAUAAUUUAUUCCUGCGCAUCAUCACGGUCAUCGGGAGUCAUCGUCACCCAAACAUCGUCAUGCUUUCUUUUCAUUCUCGACACGAUCGCCAUUUUUCGAGAGCAGUUACGUUCGAGAUGUAACAUCCAGAUAUUUUUGUAGAUAGUAACUAAUAUAAUUCACAUGAUAAUACAAUAAUACAGUAUACCGAAUAAAAUGAAUUCUACGCAA
Molecule: messenger RNA, 8813 nt
Organism: Ooceraea biroi (clonal raider ant)
Lineage: Eukaryota; Metazoa; Arthropoda; Insecta; Hymenoptera; Formicidae
Gene: UBL3
Product: ubiquitin like 3
Molecular function (GO): protein binding
Source: RefSeq, a predicted model, not a curated record